Molecule: messenger RNA, 5174 nt
Organism: Cuscuta europaea
Lineage: Eukaryota; Viridiplantae; Streptophyta; Magnoliopsida; Solanales; Convolvulaceae
Source: the annotation of a GenBank genome assembly
GCUAUUUUGGCUGGUUUGGGUCCUGAGUAUCGGUCCUUUGUCACUAAUGUCUCUUUAUUCCCCGACCAAUUUCCCUAUGAUAUUCUACAACCCCGACUUUUGGAGGAGGAGCAACGGGUCUUGUCUAAACGCCAACAACAACCAGCCGCUGGACAUCAAGCCUUUGCGGCUGCUGCAGCAGAGGUCAGCCACCAGCUGGCUACGCCAAUCGCGGCAGAGGGGGCCGCGGUAGGGGACGCGGCAGGCAAGGUCGAGGACGUGGCAGGGGACCACCGUAUGGGUAUCAGCACCAGGCCGCGCCGUUUUAUGCUCCACAGCAGCAUGCCCAUGCUCCGCAACAUGGAUUCGGAUCUGUCCAGCAAGGCUUCGGGCAGCAGGGGUUCGGUCAUCCACAUGCUUCAACUCAGGGGGUGCCUAAUUCUCAAGGGAACACUUCAGGUUUUUCAUCAGGAGAGGGAAUUCUUGGUUCUGUUCCACCACCUGUUGUUUGUCAGCUUUGUUUUUCUGCAGAUCAUUCUACACUUCAGUGUCCCUCUCGUUAUGCUCCACCGUCUGCACCAGCUCUGUUAACUUCCAAUGGUGACUCCAACACUGCUUUAUGGUACCCUGACUCUGGGGCUUCGGCUCACAUGACUCCUACGAAAGGACAAAAUCACGGGGACCAUCCUCCUUCAAGCUCCUAGUCAAGGUCAUCUAUAUCCAGUCAGCCUCAGCCCUCAGUCACCGCUUACUUUGACUUCUCUUGAUUUGUUUAGCUCUCUUUGGCACCAUAGAUUAGGCCACUGUGGCAACUCUAUUUUAAAUACUUUACGUAGUCAACAUCAUAUAUCUAGUAACUUUAAGUUAUCUCAUGACUGUAUUUCUUGCCGCUUAGGCAAAUCUCAACGUUUACCCUUUACGGUUGCUAGUCAUAAUUCUACAAUGCCUUUACAAUUAAUUCAUUCUGAUGUUUGGCGAUCUCCUAUUUUAUCUAAUUUAGGUUUUAAAUACUAUGUCUGUUUUAUUGAUGACUUCUCUCGCUACACUUGGCUGUAUCCCAUGCGCACAAAGGCUGAAGUUUUUCAUCACUUUAAAUCUUUUAAAUCUUUAGUUGAAAAUCUUUUUAACACUCAAAUUAAAAUUUUUCAAAGUGAUGGAGGGGGUGAAUUUGUUAAUACUAAUAUGCAGCAAUUUUUUGAUACUCAUGGAAUUUAUUUUCGCAAAUCUUGUCCUGACACACCUCAACAAAAUGGGGUGGCUGAACGAAAACAUCGACAUCUGCUCGAAAUUACUAGGACUAUGCUUCUUCAAGCCUCUAUUCCUAGCCAGUUUUGGGUAGAUGCCAUUUUUACUGCUGCAUAUAUUAUUAAUCGUUUACCUUCUCCCUUGCUUGGUAACUUUUCUCCAUAUGAAAGACUCUUUCAAAAAUCUCCUGAUUAUGCUUUUAUGCGUUUGUUUGGAUGUUCGUGUUUUCCUAAUAUUUAUGCAUCUUCUGCAAAUAAACUUUCAGCCCGUUCUAUUCACUGUGUCUUUAUUGGCUAUGCAUCUGGUUAUAAAGGGUAUCGUUGUCUUGAACCUAAGUCUGGUAAAGUUUAUGUCAGCCGUCAUGUUAAGUUUCUAGAAACUAACUUUCCUUUCUCCUCUUUAUCAUCCUCCUUCUCGGAGUCAUCCAUUUCCUCUGACUUUCCCCAAUUAACUCUUCCCAACACCAUACGAGCCCAUAUACCUCCUCCUAUGGCACUUUCCCAACACAUUGCAGGGCCACUUCUACACUCACGGCCACUACAGCAACUGACACCAACCCCUCCUAUCCCGGUCACCACAGCACCCGACACCACCCCAACCAGUACUUCGUUAACUUCACCAACCCUUUCUUACGCCACCCAACCAGAAACCACUCCCACAACUGCGCCACCUUCUGCCGACACCAAGACCACAUCAGUAAUGCCUUCGCCCAAUUCAAUAGCCAGUUCUCUACCCCAUGUCCCGAGUUCACCCACCUCUCACUCCACAAGCUCCCUUGGUCCCCAGGUUAAUAUUCAUCCCAUGCAAAUCCGGGCUAAGUCCGGUAUUUUUAAACCCAAAUCAAUUUUUACAUUAAACACAGUUAUGAGUGCACCUGAUCCAACUUGUUACUCUGAGGCUCAGAAACAUUUAAUUUGGCGUGAGGGUAUGGCAGAUGAAUUUAAUGCACUUAUCUCUAAUAAUACUUGGGAGUUAGUCCCGUUUGCUAAAUCUAAAAAUGUGGUUGUGUCUAAAUGGAUUUACAAAACUAAAUUUCAUUCUGAUGGGUCUAUUGAGCGCCAUAAAGCACGUUUGGUUGCUCAAGGAUUUAAUCAGCAGGCUGGUGUUGAUUUCUCUGAGACUUUCAGUCCCGUAGUUAAACCCACCACAGUUCGUAUAGUUCUUACACUUGUUAUUUCGUUUGGGUGGGUUAUGUGUCAAUUGGAUGUGAAAAAUUCAUUCCUUCAUGGCCAUCUUACUGAAGAGGUCUAUAUGCGUCAUCCGCGGGGUUUUGUUCAUCCUCAAUUUCCCCAUCAUGUGUGUCGUUUGCGCAAGGCUAUUUAUGAUCUAAAACAGGCCCCGCGAGCGUGGUUUCAUCGAUUCAGUAGUUUCUUACGUACUCAUAAUUUUGUGUGUAGUAAGUCAGAUAAUUCUUUGUUUAUUUUUCGUCAAGGGAAGUCAGUUAUGUAUUUAUUACUAUAUGUCGAUGAUAUCAUUAUUACUGGCAAUUCUCCCUCUCUUGUGUCCUCUUUCAUUGCUUGCAUUGCUUCACAUUUUGCUCUGAAAGAUCUCGGUGAUCUCCAUUACUUUUUGGGGAUCCAAGCUGUUCGCACAUCUACAGGUUUGUUUCUUUCUCAACAAAAAUAUGUCUCAGAUCUUCUUCUUCGUUUUCAUUUACACACUCUCAAGUCUGUUCGUACGCCAUUAGCCACUCGUACAUCUCUCUCCCUCACUGAUGGAGAACUUUUGUCUGAUGCUACGGAAUAUCGUAGUAUGGUAGGUGCAUUACAGUAUUUAACUUUGACAAGACCUGAUAUUACUUAUGCAGUUCAUUUAGUGUCUCAAUGUAUGCAUGCCCCACGCACCACUCACAUGCUUGCUGUCAAGCGCAUCUUUCGUUACUUACAGGGAACCAUUGAUCACGGAUUAUGGCUUCAGCAGUCUGUUCGCCCUAUGUGUAUUUUGGCUUAUUCUGAUGCUGAUUGGGCAGGAUGUCCGGAUACCUCUCGUUCUACUACAGGUUUCGCUGUUUUCUUGGGUCCAAACCUUGUCUCAUGGAAGUCCAAGAAGCAGCCUACAGUCUCUAAAUCUUCUACCGAGGCUGAAUACCGUGCCAUUGCAUAUACAGUUCAAGACACAUUACACAUUCGAUCGGUCCUAUUUGAGCUUGGUUAUGCAAUCCGCGAGCCUGUUCAGUUAUUAUGUGAUAAUAUCUCUGCUUCUUACCUGACAACUAAUCCUAUUCAGCAUGCACGCAGCAAGCAUAUUCAAAUUAAUUAUCAUUUUGUUCGUGAGAGAGUGGCUGAUGGUGAUCUGGUCGUGAAGUAUGUUCCUACACGUUUGCAACUUGCGGAUAUUUUUACUAAAAGUUUAUCUAGUCAGCAGUUUCAUUUUUUAAAAGACAACCUGCGCGUUGUAUCUCCCGCACAGCUUGAGGGGGUGUAAUAGUUAAUAUAAAUUAGGAAUCCUUGUGUAUUUUGGCAACUCUUAUUUUACUAUAAAUAUACCUGCCAGGACUCCUAUUGGAGUACGGUUUUCCCAAUUAUCUCACAAGUACUAGUAAUAAGUAAUGAGGGGAUGAGACGGGAAAUAUUGGCUGGGAUGGGAGGAGCAAAGGGGCGUGCAUUUACUGCAUGCAUUGCGUGUUUAGGCAACUACCGUUCUCGGCCGGGCAAAGCCAUGUGGCGAAUGUUGUUUCGGGACCUCGCCCAUUCAUGCAUGAUGCCAUUUAUAUAUUCGUACAAAAACGGAUACUACAUUACUACCGCUAUUUUAAACGUAUCAUGGUUUAAAAUUGCGGAUCGCAGCCGGCUCCGCUACCGCUAUUGCAAUGUGAAUGCGAAUCAAGAUGAAAUCUGUUAGGGAACCGCGACGGAUCCGCUACGUCGUUGUAACACCCCGACCUUGCAGGGUUUGAGGAGCUUGUUGGAUCAUAAUGUUUUGUUGAUGACAAACAACUAGUGUUACUAUUGGUCCAUAAGUGAUUGCAGGAAAGGUAGUCUAACUCGUGAUUUGAAACAAACCGUAGACCUGGACCUAGAACUGUCCGCCAGAUCCAAGAUUAAAUAUAUUGACUUACUUAAAAAUAUUUUUUCUCUCUAUUGAAGUUCGAUUUUGUCUUGCUAAAUUAAAGAGAAUUUUUUAUUAAGGAAAUAAUCAAUGAUCAUACAAAGAAAUGAUUUAUUCUUUAAAGGAAAGCUAUUUAAAUCAAAGGCAUUAAUUAGGAGAUUUCUCUACAAAGCAAGUUUCCAAAAUAAAAGGAGUUACUUAAAAUUCAAAUUGGAUUUUCGUGCAUCUCCACUCACAAGAAAUGUUUCCUUAAGAAAAAUAUUUUCCUUCACACAAAUAUAAAGAAUAUCUUUUAAUACCUAUAAGAAAAUAUUUUUUGAAUAAUUUUUAUGCAAGAGGACCGAAAUAUAUAUAUAUGGAGAUCCGGGCUAUUAAAGAUAGUACAUCAAGUCUUAAUCUUACACAUUUAAGAAGACCGAGCUCAAAGGAAAGAAUUUGUUGAGUAUGAAGUUUUGUUGAUGAUUAACCUUGCAGGGACAAGGGAAAGAACUAUCCUAAGGUCUACACGGGCAUUCACAUUUACUUGACUAACCAUGCAGGUGGAUCAAUGGAUAGAACUACUAUCAAUUCUGUCAAGAACAGAAGAUACGAGGACGGGGAAGAUAGUUGGGCGUGGCACUGAACACCGAGGACUCUACUAUGUGGAUGGGAUGGCUCAACAGGGUGCUGCGAUGCUGACUCAAGGACUGACAGAGGAACAGACUUGGCUUUGGCAUCGGCGGUUAGGACACCCAUCCAUAGGAUAUCUACGAUUAAUUUAUCCAAACCUUGUUACUUCACACCCUUUGAACUGUGAAACAUGUUUUCUGGCUAAGAGCCAUCGUCACUCUUUUAAACUUAAUAAUACUCGUGUGAAGUCAGUUCUCUCUUUACUUCACUCUGAUAUUCGGGGUCCAGCUCCG